Molecule: messenger RNA, 5490 nt
Organism: Bombina bombina (fire-bellied toad)
Lineage: Eukaryota; Metazoa; Chordata; Amphibia; Anura; Bombinatoridae
Gene: LYSMD1
Product: LysM domain containing 1
Exons: 4
Coding region: 388-1083 (231 amino acids)
Source: RefSeq, a predicted model, not a curated record
AACGGCCACCAUACUCUUGAAGCAAGGGCUCAUGGAUAUAGUAGUCUUUCCCUCCCCUACACUGACAAAGCGUUCUGCAGGCCACGGGUAGUGGAUGUCGGGACAUGUAGUUUCGUGUAGCAACUUGGUGUACCGUUGCUGAUGCUAGGGAACUACAUUUUCCAGACUCUUUUGCGGCUGUCAUUCCUGGACAGCGGCUGUUGGCUGCAUUGUUUUGACAUGCCCAUGCCCUGGAGCUAGAUGCUAAUGGGACACGGUUAUGUACAGGAGAGGAAAGACCCGAAGCUUGAAGCACAAGGAGAGUGCAGCAUGUGACAGAGUCUAAGAGCAGAGGCUUUGUAAAGUCCCCUAAACCAGGCCAGUGAGUGGAAGUGCUGCAAGAGUGCCAUGGCAUUUGUCCCUGGACAAAAAAACAACUCAGGGGGCCCAGGACUCCUCUGUGGUGCCAGAGCUCGCUCCUAUGGCAGUGUGGUCCAGUCUUCAUAUUCACCGGCCAGAAUAAAGAAAGUGGAACAUCAUGUCCAGCCUGGGGAUACGCUACAAGGCUUGGCACUAAAAUAUGGUGUCACUAUGGAGCAGAUAAAACGAGCAAAUAGACUGUACACAAAUGACUCAAUAUUUCUCAAGAAAUCUCUCUGCAUCCCAAUUCUCGUUGACCAGCCUGAGCUCUCCAAUGGGAUGGAAUCGCACCCAGGGUCAGGACAAGAGCGACUGAAAGAGGAAGAAACAAUAACCCAACCAGAGAAAGGUGACAGAGAAAAAAUCCAACAUCACAGCAGCUCGGUUUCGACAAGUCAAAAGAAAGAGAUUUCAGCUAGCGACUACCUGAACAAACUGGACACUAAAAUCCGGGUGUCCAAAAGAGCUGCAGUUAAGAAGUUGCGGGAGGGAGAAAGCAUAUGCCAAGAAGCAGAAACAAAUGACCCCACAGGAGGCGCUGGGUACCAGGGUUCCCAUACUGAUUGUUCUAGAGCAGAGUCCCCAAGAACUCAACAGCGCACCCUACUGGGACCUGUCCCUCUGACCGUAACUACCCGUGCCUCCACCCUCAGGGAUCAUGAGGAUGAAAUAUUUAAACUCUGACCUCAACAUGCAGUGCUGAUUUUUUUUUAUAGCCUUUGUUUUUAUUGUGAUUUUUAUUGUCUCUGAAUGUUUACAAACUUAUAAGUAAUGUGAUCUAGAGCCACAAUGAACACGUCUACCCCCAGUUUCUCAAUCUUCCUUAUAACUAAAGCAGAAAAGCCUUGUUUUUAUUCUAAGCUCUCAUGAAAAUCCGUAAAUUAUUUUUGGUCAUAUGAUUUUAAUAUUUAAUUUUUAAGAAAAGACACUUUCAAUUAGCUCUUACUCUAAUGCACUUUCUGAACAAUUAUUCUCUUUUGCACUAGGACAAAAUUUAAACUUUCAUGAGUUAAAUAGAGUAUGUAAUAUAAAAAACAAACAAACACAUCAACUUUCUAAUAUACUUAUAUUAUCAAAUUGCCUAUGUUCUCUUGGUAUCAUUUCUUGAAGAGCAUACUUAGGUAGGCUCAGGAGUGUGCAUGCGUUUUAUGACUAUUAUGGCAGCAGUGUUUGCAGCAAUGUAUCAGUGUUAUAUAAUACAAUAAUUGCUUUAUAUAGUGUUGAAUACACUUGCAGACUCCUCAACAUACAUUUAAAAUUGCACGCUAUAUCUGAAUCAUGAAAGAUUUUCAUUUUGACUUUUAUAUCCCUUUAAUAAAAAAAGAUUCUGUCAAAGCUGUUUGAUUUUAAAGAUUGUGGCCUUAAGGAUAGAACAAUGUUUUCUACAUUUAAAAAAACUGGAAUUCCAUCUUUUAGUUGCAACACAUUUAAAAAAAAAGUCUUUUAUAGGACAUCAUUAUACGAUACAGAGCAGCGAAUUAACUAGCUGGGUAAUUAAACUGUCAAUUUACUUGACAAAUAAAGUGGUUAGUUUUUACUUAAAGGGGCAUUAAACACAGAAUUUACUUCCCCAUAAAUGGCCGGAUUAUGAGUGGAGCACUCCACUUGUAAUACCAGUGCACUGGUAUUAUAUAGAGCGCAAUGCGAACGCGACCUCGCCUUCUAUAGGCUCAAAUGGGAGCCUUGUUCUCAUGCUGUGAGACACGGUAAAGCACUUACCGCCGUGAAGGGGUGUAAGUUGCGCACUGAUGGACAGCAAAGGCGCUAUAUAUAUAUAUAUACACAUAUAUAUGUGUGUUUUUAUGUGUAUGUAUGUAUAUAUAUAUAUAUAUGCAUAUACAUUUAUAGGAAUAACACAUUCCUCAUAGACCGCAAUGUAAAGGCACUUUUCAGUACCUUUUUCCCCCAACAUCCCACACCCCCUCACUUUAACCCCUUAAAACUGCUUUGUACAGUUAUAUUUAAAAAAAAAAUAAAUAAAUAACAAAAGUGAACAAAACUCUUUUUUUGGGGUGGGGCAAUUGGGGGACGUUUUUAAAAUUAACCUCUGACCUCUGGUUAAUUUUCGGAGCGCAAAUUUCUACCGCGAGCUUGCAAUUGUAAUCUAGCCCAAAAUGUUCAAUUGAUGAAAAUAUAACAACAUUGCAAUAUAUUUGUCUUUUUUAUCUUUCUUUUGUUGUAAAAUAGCUGAUAAUUGUGCUUGUUUCACUUUCUUCUAGAAAGGUUUGAGCUUAAAUUGUGUAUUUAGGGACAUUCCCAAUACAUCAUUUUGAUAACUUAUUGUUACACACCAGAGUAGCAUCCUGCAACCUGUCCUACAUCUAUAAACUUGUAAGAAGUACAUGAAACAUGUAAAUAUUCAUCGUUUUAUAGGAGCCGAAAAUGACCACCAAGCUCCGCCCACCUACUCUGUGUAUAUUUUGGUAUAUUAAGGUUCAACUCGUCAAUAUGUUUUCCUACUCGCACACGCUGAUUUGUGCAUGUGCAAUGUGAAAUAGCUUACUUAAAAAUUUUAAUUGUACACUGCUAAACUGUAAGAAAACAGCUAACUUUACAAGAAGAAGGCUGUGGGCGGAGCUUGGUGGUUAUUAUUUAAAAGUUUCAUGUACUUCUUACAAGCUUAUAGAUGUAUAAGUAAUAAAGCAUAAGAAUUGGGGUUAGACUGUCCCUUUAAGUAUGCUGAGCAGUACACAGUGUUAUAUACACCUAGCCCUUAUUGGCCACAAAAGCAGAUAUGAAGAUUAUGGUUAUAAGAGGUGCAUAAACAAAAAACUUCUAAUAAAUCAUUUGUGGCAAAUAAUGUUUCUUCAUAAUUAGUUUGUUAAUGAAAAUCUAUUCCCUUUGGGGAAGAUCUUCAGGGCAGGAAAUUAAACUAAAAUAAGAAGUGAGUGCUAUUGCUAGAAGCCAGCAGCAGCACAAAAAAGAUUUUUUUUUUUUUUUUUUUAAUUUUUGGAUUUAGGAUUGGCCAAUUACAAAACUUAACAUACUUACUGGCUGACACAGCAAUGAAUAAGCUAGCAAGGGCGUUGCUCAAUCAUUGUAUAAAUUUGAAGCCUUUCCCACCUGCAGAAAAGCCUUUCUGUCUUUAGAGUAACAGUUUUAAUUGCAUGAACAAAUCAAAAAAAAAUUUGUGUUGACUUGUUAAAGGGACUUCAUUUAUUGUAUUUCUGAUGAAUGCAAAAAAAAAGUGUUAAUUCUAAUCUUCAUGUGAAAAAAAUGCACUUGUAAAGUGUUUAUUCUUUUGAUUUGCAAAACUAUAUACACUGUGCUUUAAAAGUUACAGCUUUAAAUGUUUUUAAUAAGUUAUUGUGAAUGCAAAUCAAUGCAUUUUAUUGAUUGAUUGCUAAUUAAAUACUAUGCAUAUAUACUAACAGCCAAUAACAAGCCUGGAUGGAAAUAGAGAGACCUGUGCGCUUUUAAAGGCUAUCUGAUUCAUUCUAGCGUGUUAAUUUUUUCACUACUUACUGCUGAACUCAAUUUAACCCUUGCCACACUGAACAACCCAGUUAGCCAAUUUAGCAAUGGCAUUUGAACAAACCUGCCAAUCACCAGCUGUGUUCAGUUCAGGAGCUGAAAAUGCUUGCGUCUCCCAGGCAGAAUUUUACCAAUGUGCUUAACCCCUUUGUGUGGGUUAAAAGCAGAGUUCAGCAGUGAGCACUAAAUUACAUACACUAACAAAUUAGAUUAAAUUGUAACAUUUUUGUGCAUAUUUUUAUUAAUAGUCCUUCAUGGCAGCUUACUGUAAGCAAGGCUUUUCUGAGUUCCCAUAUGAUAUAUUCUCAGCAGUUAUUAAUAUACAUUUAGCAUAUUUAUUUGUAAGGUAUUUUUUCUUUUGUGGUAUAAAAACUAGGGAUCAUCGGCAGAGUAUUUUGAAAUGGAUAAUGGACUUUGAUGUUUUUAAGAAACUUUCUACAGCAUUAAACCACAAGGUGGUGCAGAUGCUCUCUUUGUGAAGACUAUCAGAUUUGUAGAAGACUUUCCUAUGUACUUGAAUGGCUACCGUACCGUGCACGAAUUGUAAGGGAAGAUAAGGUUCAGAUGCUUCUAAACUGUCCACACAAGAAUAACCCAGAAUCAUAUUGAAAAUAGAAAUGUGUUUGUGACCUCGCUGGACACAUUAUUGUCACUGCUGAUCUCAGUGCUUUAGGUCAAAGAUGAGUCAGGUGUCUGGUUUGCUUCAUUAAACAGUGGAUUAUCUCAGUUGCAGUUACAGUAUAACAAACUGAGGACAAAAGUACAGCAAGAACUAGCCAGCAAUAAAGUGAUUCUCAAAUUUGUGGUCUCAAGGGUUAUUUGGGAAGAUCUGUGUCCAACUUCAAAAGUCACCACACUCAGGAAGGUGUGGUGGUGGGUUCACUGUGUGUGUAAGUAAGUGUCUGUGUGUAAGUAAGUGUGUGUGUGUCUGAAUAUGGGGUGUAUGUAUAUAUAUAUAUGUGUGUGUGUAUGUGUCUAUAUGUGUGUCUGUGUAAGUAAGUUUAUGUGUCUGUGUUUGUUUCUGUGUGUGUGUAUGUGUCUGUGUUUGUUUCUGUGUGUGUAUGUGUGUGUGUGUCUGUGUUUGUUUCUGUGUGUGUGUAUGUGUCUGUGUUUGUUUCUGUGUGUGUGUGUGUGUAUGUGUCUGUGUUUGUUUCUGUGUGUGUGUAUGUGUCUGUGUUUGUUUCUGUGUGUGUGUAUGUGCGUGUGUAUGUGUCUGUUGAUCAAUUUGAACAGCUUUUACUUCAUAUUUCUAAAGGCAAAAAGCAACGUUUAGUUGAUGAUCUUUUAUUAUUUUAUUUUUAAGUACAAUGUCCCUUUAAAGGGAGAUCAAAGCCAACAUGUAAAUUUCAUAGAGAGUGCAAUUUUAUGUUUAGUUCUGUUAUCAAGUUUGUGGACAAACAUACCUAGAUGUGUCUUGAGCACUACUGGGAGCUAGCUUCUGAUUGGUGGUCUACACACAUAUGCCUCUUGUCAUUGGCUCACUUUACGUAUUUCGCUGGGUACCAGUAGUGCACUGUUUCUCUGGUGUUGACUUUAACUAUGUGUUUAAUCAAUUUGCAUAAAUAAAACACCCAGUUUUAUGUAAAUGAUAUUGCAAUAAUAAAAUGUACCAAGACA